Messenger RNA from Nematostella vectensis (starlet sea anemone), 756 nucleotides. RefSeq lists its product as uncharacterized. NCBI's taxonomy places the organism in Eukaryota, Metazoa, Cnidaria, Anthozoa, Actiniaria, Edwardsiidae. Bases 16 to 570 code for a protein of 184 amino acids. The transcript has 2 exons. The record is from RefSeq and is a predicted model, not a curated record.
GACGUCGAAACAACAAUGAGCAAUGUUACGAAGCUGAAAGAAAGUCAAAUAAUCUCAGCUAUUGACUUCCCCCGAUUUUUAAUUGCUUUUAUUACGUCAACUGUGAUUGGCGAAUGGGGUUAUGAUUGCUGUAGAAUAUAUAUAAAAGACUCAAGAUAUCGAACGCAACUCAAACGAAGGGGACAAGAAGUAUUAGAGACAUUGGAGGCAUUUAAGUUUGGACAUAAAAGGAGGAAAGAAGCCCUUUGGAAAGCUCUACAUAAAAUCAAGAUGUUAGUCCGUUGUUUACUGUGCCUAGCUCUUCUCUGUCUACUAAAAUCUGUGCUUGGGGGCGAUGACUGCUAUAGCCAGUGUAGCGGCAAGUUCACACAGUGCAUACGGGGGUGUGACGGAUGGUUCGAGUGCCAAGGAUGUUCAGAGAGCACGGAGACCUGCAGGAACGGCUGCGACCUUAUGCUGAUAGGCAGAAACGCGGCAACAAAACCCUCAAGGCAACAACACAAGACAGAGGACGCAAGGAACAACUUUAUACGAGGCUUAAUAAGAAGAAGAUAUUAUGGCACCCAAUAAGAGGAAAUAAUCAAUCAAAUUGACAAUAUUUUGACUUUAUUCACAAAUGUAAUAUAGGUGCUUUUGCGCUUCCUGGGCGCGAAGAGCACAGAGGAUAUUAAUCGCCUGUAAAAGCAAAAUCGUGCUCUAUUUUUUGCCCUAAAGAAUAGCUUUAUCAAAAUAAAGUGAUAAUACAGUUUAAAUGUA